CAGUGACACACAGAUGAAUGACUGAGAUUGGUAUAGGUGAGUGUACUGGUCACCCUUGAAGACAGUGGUUGAUGAUGUCUAAUAUGACCAGGUGAGAGUCACCUGCCAUCUUCCUCAUUCCUCCCCACCCCCACCCACUGUCUGAGCCCUUGAACAGAAGGGAGCCGCAGCUCUCCCUGCUACCAGAACACACAGCCUUCCACCUCUGGGGUUUUCCUGGCCAUGCUCCAUGCUCCCUGAAGCCUGGGGAAAGGAUCCUCCCAAUGGAGAAAUACCCUGAGUCCCAAGGUUUAUGAGUGGCCACAUCAGUCUCCUAGAAGUCCUACAUCUAGAAAGAUACCUGCAGCAUUGGGUGGCACAUUGCUCUGUUUUUACCCCAGGAAGUCUGAGAGUUGGAUGGGCCUCAACACACCUGGGGUGGGUCAUUAGCACAAACUGGGACUGGAGCAUGUAUUUCCUCUUCAGACACUAUCAGAGCUGUCACAAAAAAACUCAUUGCCCCUGCAUCCUGAGGCCUCUUUAGCUUUGUGAUGAACGGGACACUGGUCACUGAGUUCCUCAUCCUGGGAUUCUCAGAAAUGCCUCAUCUUCAGGUACCACUUUUCCUCAGCUUCCUCUGCCUCUACACAGCUGCCAUCUCAGGAAACCUUCUCAUUAUGGUGACAAUCAGUGCCAGCCCAGCCCUACAUACCCCCAUGUACUUUUUCCUGGUCAACUUGGCUGUGGUGGACAUCCUCUGCACCUCCACCAUCCUGCCCAAGCUACUGGACAGCAUGGUCGGGGGGAGGACCAUCUCUUAUGGGGGCUGCAUGGCCCAGCUCUUUUUCUUCACAUGGUCACUGGGGGCAGAGCUUCUGCUCUUCUCAGCUAUGGCCUAUGACCGCUUUGUGGCCAUCUGCUGUCCCCUGCACUAUAGUGCUUGGAUGGGUCCCAGGGUGUGUGCAUUCCUGGCUGGCCUCGUUUGGGCCAUCAGCUUGACGAACACCAGUGUGCACACAAGCCUGAUGCUGCGUCUACCAUUCUGCAGCUCCAAUGUGAUAGAGCACUUCUUCUGUGAGAUCCCCCCACUGUUGAAGCUCUCCUGUGCUCCCACACAGCUGAAUGAAGCCAUGGCCUUUGCUGCAGAUAUGUUCCUGGCUGUCGGGAACUUCUCUGUGACCAUCCUCUCCUAUGGCUUUAUUGUGGCCAGCAUCUUAAGGAUCCGCUCUGCUGAGGGCAAGCAACGUGCCUUUUCCACCUGCUCCGCCCACCUCAUUGUGGUGACCAUGUACUACUCCACCGUCAUCUACACCUACAUCCGCCCUUCAUCCAGCUACUCACUCAGCAAGGACAAGGUGGUGUCCGUCAUCUACACCUCGGUGGCACCCACCUUGAACCCCCUCAUCUACACUCUGAGGAACAAGGAUGUCAAAGUUGCUCUUAGGAGACUUCUGUCCUGCAGCUGAGCCUGUGCUGGCACCACUGCCUUCAGCUCUGCUCUCCUGGGGGGUCCCAGGUUUGGUAGAAGUCCCUGUUCCUUCUCCUGAGGACACACCUGCCAAACCAGAAGGGGCAACUCUUCAUUUGCUGGGAUUCACUGAGCAGAAGAUCUGGGAUCUCCAUGCGGUGUCCUGUAGGACCAUAGGGUAUCCCAUAUAGUUAUUCACUUCAGUUUUUAAGUGAAUCUCCCAAAGCAUCAAAUGUGAGCAUGACCUUUUCCUAGUUUUCUUGGCUUGCAGUAGUCACAUGAGCCAGGAGCUCUGGGUCGACCCUGUUUUGUACAUCUGUUCUUCUUUAACCCCCAAAGGCUACUCAGCCUUGAUUGUGGCUGGCAUGUAGGUAGGUGAUUUGAGAAUGUAAAGGGGCUUGGAGGCUUUAGAAUAAUUGUCCUGUCUUGUAAGUGAAAUAUCUAAAAAAAAAAAAAAUUACUUCCUUCCACUUUUUAGUACCUUUGACAGAGAAUUUUUGAGGCAGGCUUUUGUCAUGCUGUCAGCAUGCUGUGACAUUGUGUGAUGAGAGAAGGCCCACCUUUGCCUUCCAUCCUGUCCAAUGUGAACCACCAAUGCUAGUCAGCAGCUUCCCUGUCAACACUACCACUCACCCAGGAGGGUUCCUGCAACAGACAGUUUGCUAGCAGCAAGAGGUUCAUGGAGUCCUGAGCCUUAUCAUUCCUACUGCGGAGAAAUCUAGCAGGCCUGGUGUAAGCUUGGGAGCUUGUUGGUUUGGAGGGUGUGCCCAGAAAGGGAACUAUGGGAGGGAAUACAGCUGUUGUCCUUCAGGGGCUGCUGACUUUGGGAGCAAAUCCAGAGACCUUUGAUGCCCCACCCAAAUCUUCACUUCUGGCCUGGGCUGUCUCAAGGUCAUGGACUAACUCUGGUGGCCUUUUGACCCCUCUGUCUGCUCCUGGUUGACCUGUGUUCCUUCCAAUGUUUGGUUUUCAUUUCUCCUUUCAAUGCUGAUUCAAUUAAUUAGUUAAUUUUUGAAAAUUUAUUUCCAAGCUGACAUAUGUGUAUAGUAUUUUUAUCAUUUCCGCUCCUCCUUUCAACCCUUCCUAUGUCCUCCUACUUCCUUUCAACUUCAU
Peromyscus maniculatus bairdii (prairie deer mouse) is the source of this 2560-nucleotide messenger RNA. Its product is annotated as olfactory receptor 13G1-like. The record is from RefSeq and is a predicted model, not a curated record. Gene Ontology annotation, biological process: G protein-coupled receptor signaling pathway. Gene Ontology annotation, cellular component: membrane. Lineage: Eukaryota; Metazoa; Chordata; Mammalia; Rodentia; Cricetidae. Gene Ontology annotation, molecular function: olfactory receptor activity; G protein-coupled receptor activity.